Messenger RNA from Aspergillus mulundensis, 720 nucleotides. RefSeq lists its product as uncharacterized. The transcript has a single exon. The record is from RefSeq and is a predicted model, not a curated record. The coding region runs from base 1 to 720 and encodes 239 amino acids. NCBI's taxonomy places the organism in Eukaryota, Fungi, Ascomycota, Eurotiomycetes, Eurotiales, Aspergillaceae.
AUGUCCAGCCUCUCCCAGUCUCGCUGGGCGCCAGCGUCCGCCGGAACCCAAAGACAAUCAGAUCGAAAUCCAGGUUUCCACUUAUCACCCUCCGAAGAACUCGCUCGUUUCCGUAAAAUCGCCGCCCGCCUGAGAUGGAAGCUCCCGUUCCUCGACGCCGGAUACCAACGCGCGACCGCCACCGCGGGGGAAGCCAUGGACGCAGACGAAAUCGCCCAGGCCGAGAUUAUGUUUAAGCUCGAUUUCCAUGAAUACUACGCCCUGCUCGAACGUGCGCUCGUGCAUUUACUCGCCGUCUUCGGUGUUACUGUCUCCGCAAAGAAUAACCUCCCCUGGGCGACGUCGCACCGGUACCACGCGAAUGUUCUCGACGCGCUGCAGGUCAAGUCGAGCCCCCUACAUACUGUGCUGGGAAGUGGGAAUACAUUUGAUCAGUUGAAGCGGGCGAAGGAGUUGCGGAAUCGGUGGAAGACGGCAGACCUCUCGGCUGAUGAGAGACUACGCGAUGACUUCUACUCUGCGACUAGGGUCGAAGAAGUGAAGCCGCUCCAUAGCUAUGACCUUGCUGAAAUACUGAAGGCGGUUCUGGGAGGGAUUGAGCGGGGAUAUGAGUUGGCCGAGGCUCAUGUGGCGAAGCAUGACACCUCUCGCAACGGACAUGACCGGGUCGCGGAUGAUUGGGCUUUUAUCGUCGAUGCAAUGGAUUGGGAGGCUGUAUAG